UAAAAAUGAUGUGCUUUUAAUAUAAUGGGGGGAAAAGUAGAAAUAUACAUGGAAGAGUUGAACAUUUAGUUAAUGGAAAAUGGGUUAGAUAAGAAGGAAACAAAAAGAUAAAAUAGGUUAUUCAAGAGAUUGAUGAGGAUUAAAACUAACAAUAAUUUAAAAUUCAAAACUAAGAACAAUAACAAUAAGAACCAAUCUAACCAAUUUAGUAAGACAAGCCAUAGGAUUUGCAGCAAAAUGAUUAGCCAUAAAUUCAAAAAGAAUCAUCGUGACCAUUUUAUAUGGAUUAUAUAUAUAACAGGCGC
Paramecium octaurelia is the source of this 305-nucleotide messenger RNA. NCBI's taxonomy places the organism in Eukaryota, Ciliophora, Oligohymenophorea, Peniculida, Parameciidae. The record is from the annotation of a GenBank genome assembly.